This is a messenger RNA of Aspergillus ochraceoroseus IBT 24754, 1280 nucleotides long. RefSeq names its product putative C6 transcription factor. NCBI's taxonomy places the organism in Eukaryota, Fungi, Ascomycota, Eurotiomycetes, Eurotiales, Aspergillaceae. The transcript has a single exon. Bases 293 to 904 code for a protein of 203 amino acids. The record is from RefSeq and is a predicted model, not a curated record.
GAGUACGAGGCGAUCUCUAAAGCUCAUUUGGGUCUGGGAUUUGUGGGUUUGGAUGGGAUUGCCUCGGAAGGUAAUUCAUUGAUACCUAAAAGUUUCUCCACACUUCUGGAGUCUGAAGUGAAAAGAAUGGAUUUACUUUCUUCCAAAUCUGUUCUUCCAGAUCUGUACUCGGGAUACGAUUGUACUUUGUAAACCAAGCCAUACUAGUGCGACAGUAACUGUUCGUUCCGGACUCUGUAAACCAAUCUCGGAGGAAGAAAAUCGCAUCUCCGCCCCUGCACCCGAAUAACCCAUGCAAAAUACAUCCAAGACAUUCACCAAGAUCGCUGUAUUUUGUAUUUCAUUUCCGGCAUUUCCGAGGGCUAUCGGGCCUGCAAAGAGCCAGGAGACGAUUUUCAGAAAUGAGACGUAUAAAGUCGAGCAACUCGUGAAGAAAGCGAGUGCGUCAUCCCAGCGCCUACUGCGCUGUCUCCAAUCUUCUUCCCCCCCCUCGUUAUCUCUGAUCCAACUCGCCGACUCCACCUGGGAUGAGCGCGCCGUUUGCUACUUCUUCGACCAGUAUACUUGUGUGGAUGAGUACAGCGAGUUUGUCAGCCAUCUGGGGUUUCUGUCCCCGUUGUACGCCUUCUGUCGAGAGAAUGAAGCGGAUAAUACUGGCGCCGCGAGUCUUCGACGCGCAGUUGAUGCGACGGCUCUCGUAACGCUUGGUAAUCAGGUGAAGGCACCGCCGCUGCUCUUGCGAGCUCGAGAAUACUAUGGGAGUGCGUUGCGGGGGCUGCGACGGGCCCUGGACUCGUGCACUCAAGCUGUCAAGGAUGAGACCUUUGCGACUCUGGUGUUACUUUCGCUCUGUGAGGAUAUUGUGGGUGAGAGAUUGUACGAAAACGGCACCUCGGAAAGGUAAUGACGUCACCAAGGAUUGUCACUCAUUUCAUCCAUCCCUCUAAAGAAAGAGAGAGAGAAAUGAACAGGUAUUCUGUAUAGACAGAUUCAGCAGGAUGAUUGAACUAUCUGAUAAUCAUCUCGAAGGAGAACAUCACGAUAGGAUGGAAUAGUUAAGUUACUCAUACCCAACUAGUCAAGAGAUCGGAAACCGGCACCGGGAGGCACGGAUAAAUCGAGACUUCAUCAUGAUUGAUGGAUGGAUGGAUGGCUGGGACUUCUGCUACUACAUUACUUAAAUAGUACUGCUCUCUUCUGUUCAUAUUCCUUCAAUUAGAAGAUACUUACCUCCCGUAUCCAUCUGAUCCACCACAAUGGCUGCUGUCCAGGAGAGGAGG